AUGGCAUCCGCAACAAACACCCGGAACUACAAGUUCAACCAUACCAUGCUCCGCAUCAAGGAUCCCAAGAAGUCGGUCAAAUUCUACGAGUUCCUUGGCAUGAGCGUCAUCAAGAAGCUCGAGUUCCCAGGUAACAAGUUCGACCUCUACUUUCUGGGAUACGACGGCCCCCAAGCCCUCUCCUCCGGCAACUCCGCCUUUGACCGGGAGGGCCUCAUCGAGCUCACGCACAACUACGGAACCGAGGACGACGCCGAAUACAGCAUCAACAAUGGCAACAAGGAGCCCCACCGCGGGUUCGGCCACACGUGCAUCAGCGUCGACAACAUCCAGGCCGCGUGCAAGCGCCUCGAGGAUGCCGGUUACAAGUUCCAGAAGAAGCUGACGGACGGGCGCAUGAAGAGCAUCGCUUUCGCCCUCGACCCGGAUGACUACUGGGUUGAGAUUGUCCCCCAGCGACCUGUCGAGGAGACUGCCGAGAUCAAGGAGACAGAUGUUGGCACAUAUCGCAUGAACCACACCAUGAUUCGCGUCAAGGACAUUGAAAAGUCUCUUCACUUUUACCAGAAUGUCCUGGGCAUGACCCUCGUCCGUACGUCGGAGAACACCGCCGCCGGCUUCAACCUCUACUUCCUCGCCUACGUAGACAAGGAUUCCGCUCCCGCCGACGGAAAGACGGCCCACAUGGAGGGUCUCCUCGAGCUCACGUGGAACUAUGGAACCGAGAAGGACGAGAGUUUCAGGUACCACAAUGGAAACGACGAGCCCCAGGGCUUCGGACAUAUAUGCAUCACCGUCGACAACCUCGACGCCGCGUGCCGGCGUUUCGAGGACCUAGAGUGCAGCUGGAAAAAGAGGCUCACAGACGGCCGCAUGAAGAACGUGGCCUUCUUGCUGGACCCGGACAACUACUGGGUCGAGGUUGUGCAGAAUGAGAGGUUUGCCGGCAAGGAGAACUUUUAA
This is a messenger RNA of Geosmithia morbida, 963 nucleotides long. RefSeq names its product lactoylglutathione lyase. The record is from RefSeq and is a predicted model, not a curated record. The transcript is spliced from 5 exons. The coding region runs from base 1 to 963 and encodes 320 amino acids. Lineage: Eukaryota; Fungi; Ascomycota; Sordariomycetes; Hypocreales; Bionectriaceae. Gene Ontology annotation, molecular function: metal ion binding; lactoylglutathione lyase activity.